AUUGACCUGGAAAUUUCCAACGCCGAAAUGCCUUUGCAUAUUUUCAAAACUGAGUAACACUACAAGUUUAAUGUGCAUAACGUAUUUAUAAAAUAGUUUUGCUGCAAUUUCAGAGGGAAUCGAUUUUUAUAUGUUUAUUAAUAGAAUUAUCUAAAUAUUUCUGAUAAAUAAAUUUGUAUUUGUGCAUUGGAUUAAAAGAACUGUUGUCGCCAGUAAAUACAUAAUUAUAUAUUUUCAGACAAUAAUACAACAUUUUAUACAUAGCUUGUGAAUGGAGGUUAACCUAACUAAGAACACUACAACAGUCUUUCACCCAUCCACAGCUGAAGACGAUUCCAUCAAAUGGUGGACUGAUUGUGCAGCGACACCUACUGUUCGAUAUAUUAUAUUAUUCUUUUAUAUUAUGGUGGUUGGCGUUGGAAUAGCAGGAAACAGUUUGUCCAUUCUUAUUUUAACGAGGAAACGAACACGAAGAAGAAAAGUGUUAUCAGAAGCCUAUAGGAUAUAUCUUGUUGCAUUAGCGAUUGCAGACAAUGGACUCCUCUUUUUUACGGCGUUUAUAAGGUAUACGUUGAUACCUUGGAUAUAUGAUUCGAAUUACGGUGGCUUUUAUGAGAUAUAUAUAUGUCGAUGGCAUCGAUUUUUGAUGCAUUUUUUUCACAAUGCAUCGGUGUGGUUGCUUGUUACAACCGCAUUAGAUAGAUUUUUUGCGGUAUGUUUUCCUAUAUCAUAUCAAAGAGUUAGUCGUAAAGCAACAUACGCAAAGAAAUUUACUGCAGCGACAAUAAUAAUUUCAAUUGUGUGCGCUUCUCCUUUCCUGUUGACUGGACCUGUAUAUGAGAAUGUUGUCCAGCAUGAUAUUCCAGCACUACAAUUGUCUUCAAGAAAUUUGAGCGAAAAACGUAUAGAAUUAUAUAGAACAAAAACCAAAUUUUCAAAUUAUGACAACACUUCCAUUUUUCGCUUGUAUAGUGGACAGAAUGGAAAUUUAAUAAAUUUCCCAGUAUCCGAUGCACAAGUAGAAAGUGUUUUGGAAAUUAGCUUCCCACAAAAACCACUCUAUAGUGAGUCAAUAACGGAUACGAUGGAAACUGUUCGUCGAAGAAAGAUAGCUGGAUGCUCUAUGAUGGCAGUACUGCCAGAAGACGUUGCCUACCUUAUCAACGUUAUUUUUCAUGUUGCGUUCGCAAUAGUUGCCCCAUACUUUUUCUUAACUGGAUUGAACAUGGCCAUUCUAUAUCGGAUACACGUAAUAAACCCGUUGCAAAAAUUUCGACGACGUUCUAGAUCAAACAGGCGAAUUACGAUAAUGAUGCUGACAGUAUCUUUCGUUUUUAUCGCCCUGUGGCUGCCACAAGUUAUUAUGCUGUUACUGCACUCGGACGCCCAUUCAGAUUCCUGUGAAACCAACGUUUAUCUGUCUUCGUUUGCACACAUAAGCGCAUACUCUAAUUCAGCGUUGAACUUUUUUCUCUACUGUAUGACAAUUGAUAAGUUUCGAAUUGCUGCCCGUCAACUUAUCUGUCGAACUAACAGUUAUGCAGAUGAUUUCAGAUCAACAGUUCGUUCAGAAAUUAGCAUUGUCGGCCGAAGUGAAGAUGAUAAAGUUGUUCAGAAUAUCAGAUUAUUGUGGAGAAGAAAAUCUAAUUGUAAAACUGGAAAAAUUGGAUGACCUGGUCAAAAUUGACGACUUGUUGAUUUUGAAGUGUUUGGAAGUUUAUUAGGAACCUGGUAUUUAUAUUGAUAUAGAAUGGAAAGAAAUAGGCUAAAGGAAACAACCUUCUAAAAGUGAACGCAUCCAUCUGUUGCACAGGUCGUAUUUUGUCGAAGUGCUGCAUGCAGGAACUUACAGGUUACUAAGUUACUAUCCUAGUGUCUCAGCAUAAUCAUACCAUAUCAAUUAAAAGGUCAUAUUUUUGAUUAACAGUUGGUUGUGAAGAUGGUUAUAUUAUACCAAACGCCAUUCAAACAGUAUUCCGAGGCGGAGAGUGUUAUAAAACUUGUUUUGUGCUCAAAAUUCACACAAAUAAUAUUAAAUAAAUCAGUGCAC
Messenger RNA from Styela clava, 2050 nucleotides. NCBI's taxonomy places the organism in Eukaryota, Metazoa, Chordata, Ascidiacea, Stolidobranchia, Styelidae. The record is from RefSeq and is a predicted model, not a curated record.